ACUCGUGGCAGGCCGAACCUGUGCCGGACGCCGCUCCGUCGCUCCGUUGCCGCGUCAGCGAUCUCCCGCUCGUCUCGUCUCUCGUCUUGUGUUGUCCGAGGCUGCCGAGGACUGUGCUGGACUGGCCGUCUGUGCGACGCCGUGACCACGCCAACGCCCAUUGGAUUAUUUCAGCAGUGAUUGUGUGUGUGUGCACGCCGUGCCAGCCCCCCGAGGAUUUCACUGGGAUUUUACAGUGCGCUGGCGAGCGGUGUCUUAACUAAGUGCAUCUAAGUGAAAAGUGCGCGUGUGUCGAAGUGACCUGGUGGGAUGAGAAUGUGAGUGCGUGUCGGCACUAACAGUGAACCAGUGGCCGUGCCGUGUGUGGGCAAAGUGAUUGUGCAGUGAUCGGACAUCCCUAGUGUCCAAGUGAUUGUGCAGUGAGAAGCGCAGCUUGACGAUGGGCGAGUGCGCUUGAGUGUGGAUUGAGCGCGCAGUUUCGUUUUGUGGAUACAACGACCAGCUGCAAGAUGAAGCUCCAAGGAUCUAGCGGCAGGAUGUGCCGAUUUCUUCUGCUAUCAGGGGUGGCGGCCUCGCUGCUGUGCGUGGCCAUGGCCGCGGGCUCGGCGGGCGCGACGGCGGCGGCGCCCGAGGUCCGGGACACGCGGGAGGGCGAGGACGUGUCGCUGUCGUGUCGCUUCGCCCCCCAAGUGGCGCAGCAGAACCCCACCUACUUCUGGCUGCGCGUCAACACCCGCAAGCACGACAACGUGGCCAUCGGCGACGCCCCGCUCGACACCAACUACCGCCUGGACUUCCGGCCGGAGCAGGGCCGCUACGACCUCCUCAUCAGCAACGUGUCGUACGAGCGCGACAACGGGCGCUUCGAGUGCCGCGUCAAGGCACCCGGCUCGGGCCUGGACCUGCACUCGCACGUCGUGGCCCUGACCGUGCUCACGCCGCCCGACGCGCCCGUCGUCACCCCCGGCGUGCGGCCCGUCGCCACCGAGGGCAAGCCCAUGCAGCUGUCGUGCGGCAGCACCGGCGGAUCGCCCGACCCCGUCAUCAGGUGGUACAAGGAAGGCAACACGUUCCCGCUGGAAGCCACCAUGAAGAACGGCGCCUCCCGUGACGUGGCCACCACGGCCGUGCUGACGGUGAACGCGUCGAGGACGGACGACGGCGCCGUGUACCGCUGCGUCGUCUGGAACCGCGCCAUGCCCGAGGGCACCAAGCUGGAGACCGUGGUCACCCUCUCCGUCAACUACUUCCCCCGCGUGGAGAUCGGCCCCGACAACCCCGUUCGCGUGGAGCGCGACGGCACCGCCACCCUGCAGUGCAACGUGGACGCCAAGCCGCGCGUCAGCAACGUGCGCUGGACCCGCAACGGCCGCUUCGUGGCCACCUCCUUCACGCACACCAUCCACCGCGUGUCCGUGCAGGACGCCGGCAAGUACGUGUGCUCGGCCGACAACGGCCUGGGCCAGGUCGGCGAGGCCGAGAUCACCCUGGACGUGUUGUACCCGCCGCAAGUGACGCUGGACUCGAAGCACCGCGAGGCCGAGGAGUACGAGAGCCUGACGGUGCACUGCAACGUGUCGGCCAACCCCAAGCCCUCCGUGGUGGAGUGGGUGCGCGAGGGCCGGCCCGAGUUCCGCCAGUCCGGCACCGUGCUGUCGCUGCCCCGCGUCACGGCCGAGUCCGCCGGCGUGUACAUGUGCCGCGCCGUCAACACCCUGGACGUGUCCACGCCGCCGCGGCGCCGCGUCGAGCACAUCGGCAACGCGUCGCUCACGCUGCUCGUGCGCCACAAGCCCGGCCUGGCCCGCAUCUCCCCCGACAAGCCCGUGGCCACCGAGGGCGCCGGCGUCACCCUCACCUGCUCCGCCAACCCGCCCGGCUGGCCCUUGCCGCAGUUCCGCUGGUGGCGCGACCCCGCCGACAGCAACAGCAGCAGCAACGGCAACAGCCCCGCCACCGUGCUCACCACCGGCCCCAAGUACACCAUCACGUCGACGCACCUGGGCAGCGAGGGCACCUACCACUGCCAGGCCUCCAACGAGAUCGGGCAGGGCGAGCCCGCCUCCGUGUUCCUGGAGGUGCACCAGCCGCCGCGCUUCCUGGCCAAGCUGCAGCCCCACGUGACGAGGCGCGUGCGCAACGACGACUUCACGGCCAUGUGCGGCGCGCAGGGCAAGCCCAAGCCCUCCAUCCGCUGGCUCAAGGACGGCCGCGACAUCGGCGCCGGCACCCCCGGCAGCGGCUUCUACGACAUCAGCACCGAGGAGUCGGAGGCGCGCAACGCCGUCUACACCGUGCAGAGCAUCCUCAAGUUCAGCGGCCCGGACCGCAAGGAGCACAACCAGCUGGAGCCCAGCGACCGCGGCGUGUACACCUGCAUCUUCGAGAACGAAGUGAAGAAGACCGAGUCCACCAUGCACCUGCGCAUUGAACACGAGCCCAUCAGCCUGAACCGCUACAACAAGGUGGCCUACGACCUCCGCGAGGACGCCCAGGUGGUGUGCCGCGUGCAGGCCUACCCGCGCCCCGAGUUCCAGUGGAGUUACGGCAGCAACCAGGCCGCCCUGCUCACCAGCAGCGAGGGCCACUACGAGAUCACCACCAGCACCGAGAACGGCGACAUCUACACCAGCGUGCUCAAGGUUUCCAACAUCCGCGACGUGGACUACGGCGAGUACACCUGCCGCGCCAACAACGGCCUCGGCACCAAGCGGGAGACCAUCAAGCUGCAGCCCAAGGGACCCCCCGAACACCCCCAGGCCGUCAAGUCGACCGCCGUGGGCCACAACUACGUGACGCUCUUGUGGGAGGCCGGCUUCGACGGCGGCGUGCAGAACACCAAGUACUUCGUGUCGUACCGCCGCGUGGCGGGCGGCAGCAACACCGAGGGCGGCGACCUGGCCAGCGACUGCUACUCCGCCGCGCCCCCCAGCGUCAACGCCAACCUGGUCAGCUCCUCGGAGGCGACGUCCGGGGAGGCCGGCGGCUGGCAGGAGUUCGACUGCCAGAAGAACAACCCCUGCAACGUGACCUCCCUGGAGCAGCACGCCAGCUACGUCUUCAAGGUGAAGGCCUACAACACCAAGGGCCACAGCAACUACUCCGAGUCCGUGGCCGCCCUCACCAAGGUGGACCGCAUCCCCGCGCCCCAGCGCGUCACCUACGACCCCGAGUCCCACCUGCUGUCCAUCAACAUCGCCGCCACGUGCCUGCAGCUCAUGGGCCAGGUCGAGGCCUCGCUCGGCAUCGUGCAGGACGUGAGCACCGGCCAGGAGAUGGACGAGUGGCACCUCGUGGACACGCUGCCCAUCGUGGCCAACGGCGGCGCCGCCACCCGCAGGGAGGCCGUCAUCUCCUCGCUGGUGGCCAGCAAGACGCACCCGGAGAGUGGAUUCAGGUCGACCGGCAGGUCUCUCGGAGGCGACGACAACUACUACGGCAGCGAGGUGCCCGAGGACGUGCUCGACCCCGAGCACAACGCCGUCACGCAGGGAGACCCCCGCGUGCGCGUCAAGCUGUGCCUGCGGUCCAACCCUGAAACCUGUGGCGACUACACCGAAGCCGACAUUGGGCCUUCUUACAUCAAGGAGGCUUCCGUGCUAGCAACACCAACACUGAUUGCCAUUGUCGUGUCUUGUGUGGUGUUCAUCCUCUUUGUCGGAUUGCUCUUCAUGUUCUGCCGUUGCAAGCGGCACCAGAACAAGAAAGCCAGUGGGAAGAACUAUGAAAUGAAUUCCUCAAAUGUUGGCCCCAGUAUGGUGACGCAGCCUCCCCCACCCUACUACCCAAGCUCGGGUCUGGAGAACAAGGCACUGGAGCACUCCCUGGACCUUGCCCUGGAUGACGCCACCAAGGGACACCACGUCUACGCUGCCCAGAACGGCUACGGCUACCAUGGAGCGAUGCCCGGCCACCAGCACCAUGGACCUCCUCAGACACACGGCAUAAAUGGUGGGGAAUCAGAGCAAGGAAAAACUCUCGGGGUCAACAUGGGCUACAUGGAGAAUAGUUAUUCCAAUUCCAACAAUGGUGGCUCAGUCAACUCCCAGGACUCCCUCUGGCAAAUGAAGAUGGCCGCAGCAGCCAGCAACAAUGGAAGCCAAACUGGAAUUCCAAGUGUCGACCCACAGAGCCAGUUCCAACACUCUCACCCCAACCUCCACACGCACGGCUCCACCUAUGGAUACGAUCCCAUGUCACACGGUGGUUAUGGAGCAGUCGACGACUAUGCAGCCUACCCCCAACAGCCUGGUGAUUUGGACUACGGACACCACAUGAAUCAGGGUCGAAACAGUGCCAAUCCUUCAAGGCAAGAGUAUGCGCCAUCUGGUGACCCAUAUGCAGCAGUCCAGAAACCAAGGCGGAGAAUGGAUCAACACAUAGAUUCACCUUACCAUGAUGUGAGCGGACUGCCUGAUCCAUACAUGGAGCAGAUGGAUCAGCAAAUGGAUGACAAACAACCUCAUAUGGGCAUGCCUUAUGAUGAAAGUUUGGAAAGCGGGUACUCUACACCUAACUCACGGAACAGAAGAGUAAUUCGUGAAAUAAUUGUUUGAGGGUGGGAUUCGCGCCACCCGUGUGGCGCGACUUUCCAAACUCAUGCCCCACCAAACUGGCAGGCUUGAAGCUUGAACUGGCCAGUUACCCUGUUUCUCACCACUCUUAUUAGGGCCACACAAAACUAUGGACAUUAAGGUUUUGUGAGCUCUCAAGUGGGAGGUGUGUUCUAAGUCAAACCAAAUUGUGUCAGUGUGAAUAGAUGUUGGCUGAAAGUCAUUACCACAACGACACAAAACCAAACCAACUGUGCAACGAACUGGUAGGUGUGUAUGUGUGUAAGUGUGCUUGAGUGUGUGAAUGUGAUUUUGUGUGUUAUGAAUGACAAAAUUGUUGUUGACAUUAUCUUCUUGUGGUUUAUGUCUGGACCAGAAGAGUUAGUCAUUGUUAAACCUUUCGUUUUGUACUAAGAGAUAAAAGAGAAGUCUCGUGUAUGUUGUCCAUUUAAUGGUGCUGUGUAUUUAUCAUGCAGUUACAAAAAAGGCACAAGACUGAGUAACAGUCUGAAGUGUUUAUAUGGUAAGCGUGGUAUUCAAAGUGCUGAUUCUCUCUUGAAAUAUGCAUUAUGUGUAUGAAGUGUCAUUAAUGGCUACAACUCAUGCACUUUUGAAACGACAGACUGAUUAAAGAACAAAAUUGCAGAAUAGGUAUGGCACAUAUUAAGGGAUGAUUGAGUGUGAUAUUUUCCAUUUUCUCUUGUCAUUUAAUGUGUGUCCACAAAGUCUCAUCAAUAUUGUACAUAGUUAUUGCAAGCAACUGCUUGUGUAAUUUUAAGUAGUACAUUUGUUUGACAGUAAUUUCGGGCUGCUACAUCCGAGUUUAAAUGUUUUCAUGACUUUGGGAUUUAGACAUGACCCACUAUUUAGAUUCUCUUUCAAGUAACCACUCCUUUCUCAGAACAAUUGGUUUGCUUCUUCCAACUUGUGUUCGCAUAAAUCUGAAGAAGAAACCAAUUUCAGGUUUAUCUCUGCAUUUACUACUGGGCUUGGACUGGUUAUAAAAUAUUUGUUAAAUUUUUCAAUAACUGUUUUUAAAAUAGCAUUUCAUUCUUAAAACUUAAUUAUUAUGAAUAUUAUUGUUUAUUUUUUUUAUUGAUGGUAGGUUCAUGUCAUAAUCUUGUUUUUUGUGAAUUCAUUUUCCUUGGAAAGCAAGAAACUUUUGUUGAAUCAUGACGAAUGACUCUUCUUUUAGCUGUAUUGUUCUGUGGAACUGCAUAUUACCUGCUAAAAAGAAAGAGAGUCUUGUUUGUAUUCUAUCAUGAGGUGUAAAUAUCUUCGUGAUUCAACACUAGUUCUUGUAACUUAGUCACUCUUUUAUGAAGUCUAGGGAAUAGAGGUGUUCAUGUGAUUUGACUUUGACUGCGCUUGCUUUUACACAAAAUUGAAACCUCACUCAACAACUGCUAUAUCGUUCCACCUCUUUUCCAAUCUAGUUUUAAUUUUAUUGACCACAGUGAUUAGCUUUGCCAUUGAUCGAAGCACUUUUAGUUUUCCCCCAAGGGGAACAAUGCUGUAUGCUAUCACACAUUGUGUUGUGAUAGCAGAAAGAAUUUACUUUGCUACUUAGAAAACCUACUUAAAAUUUGGUUCUACUUAUUAAAUUACUCACACAUUGUCUGGCAAUUCUGAUACCUAUCUUACAGAAGGUAGAAAAGUCUGAAAAGCCACAUGUUUCGCCAAGUCGUAUCGAGUAUGAAUUGAAACACGCGCGUGUGUGUGAGUGUGUAUUCUUAAACGUGUUCAUUUGGUAAAAAUUAAGUGAUACAGUUAGUUGUGUGUGUUGAGGUAAUUCUUUGGACAUAGAAAACUUUGUGAGGAAUUUCUCAAUAUUAUCAUCAGUGCCAAAUGAUACCUUAUUAUAUAAUAUUAAGCUGUAUAAUUUUGGUACUUAUCUUGAUGUGUAAGCUAAGAGCUUUUUGCUGCUGUAAUAUUUCAGUUUAUGUGCCAUUUGUUUGAAGAUGUUCUGAUUUGGCUUCAUAGUUUCGGUGUAUCCUUAUGUAACCAUUGGCUCUUGAGCUUUAUGGUAUUUUGUUUUGAUUGAAAAUCUGCUGGCUGUGUUGUGCACCAGGAGCAGUUAUGGACCAAACAUCCACAGCAUACAGCUUUGUGUUAACUUUUGUUUUUGUAUUUUUAUACAAAAAUGUUAUUUUUUUAAUUCUCUUUUUUCUUCUUUUCCAUGUGAAGUGCUCAAACUUUGUAAAUUGUGUGAUUCUUAUAAACUUGUAAUGUAGCUGGUGUACAUACAAAUUGCUUGUAAAAAUGUGUCAUACCUAGGUAACAUCAUCUCUGUAAGAAAUAUUUUAGCUUGAAGCAGAAACUGGUCGGACACAUGCUUGUGAGAGUUGCAAUAGUGUUUGAAAAUCUGCAGUGUAAUAUUUUUAGACAUAGCAUAAUGCAUUCAAACUCUACGGCAACUCUUCUUAGCAACGUCUACCAUUUUUAAAUACUAGUACAGCUUUUCAAAUUUUAGAAGAAAAGUGUCUUUAUCUGCCAAACAAUUAUGGUGGCAUUCAUUGUCAUGAACCUACAGCGGUAACAAGCUUUCUAUGAGAAGCGCCUCUAUCUAUAGUUCCCACCGUCCACUCCCCCUCCCCUCACCUCUUGGUUAUUUCAUACAUAAAUUAAUAUCCUCAUGCUGCCAUUGUACUGCUUCCUACUUACUUUCUCCCUUAAUCGUACUUUGUAUUUCCAUUAUUACAUGCAGGAGUUGCUAUAAUUUUUUCACUUCCAUGUAUAGUUGUAAAGUUUAGGAGAAAUAUGGAUUCUUUUAGAAUUGUUAUUUUUUUCAAAUGCAUUAUAUUGCUGGAAACAAAGUAUUUUUUGUUCAUGAUCUCAUUUGUUUUCACUUUUGUUAGUAAAUUUUAACUAAUACAGAUUUAUUGUUUAUAUUGAAAGGAAUCAAAUUCAUGGAAUUAUUUGUAUUGAAUUGUAUGUACAUAUCUCUCUGUUAGCAUUCUGUGUGAAUCAUCCAUUCAUAAUGAAUCACUUAGUAUAUGAAGUCCAUGAGUUAAUUUUGUUGUGUUUUUAUUGCGACCAUGACUAUUGUAGAAUGCAUUAUUGUUUGUUGUUGCUUGCAUUUCGUCAAUAUACGUAUAUACAGCAUGAUAUGGAAUUCAAUGGAUUUUAAGAACGUUCCUGUAUGCAACUAUGAGAGCUGUACUUAAUGAUUCUGCAUUUGUGAUUGUAAUGUUUAAUUGUAAUUUUGAUGUUUGUGUGGUGAAGAGAUGUGUCCAGUUAAGAAAUGCUAUGUAAAUAUAAUUUAAAACUUGGUCACAAACACCUGUACAAAUGACAUUGUUGGAUUUUAUAAUGUGAAAUAAAUUGUGUAUUAUAUGACAGAA
This is a messenger RNA of Thrips palmi, 7897 nucleotides long. RefSeq names its product hemicentin-2 (gene ed). The transcript has 12 exons. Gene Ontology annotation, cellular component: cell-cell junction. Gene Ontology annotation, biological process: cell-cell adhesion. Lineage: Eukaryota; Metazoa; Arthropoda; Insecta; Thysanoptera; Thripidae. The coding region runs from base 510 to 4556 and encodes 1348 amino acids. The record is from RefSeq and is a predicted model, not a curated record. Gene Ontology annotation, molecular function: cell adhesion molecule binding.